UGUGUUGGUACGACGCAGUCACUUUUACCGGUACUCGCUCUGUACGAACUUUUUUGUUUCGCUGAAAAUUUCUGUUGUGAUUUACCAAGAAGCGGUUUAGUAGUAGUACCGUUGCGGCGUUGCAGGUUCCUCAAAGCGAAGUACCCCCGGUAGAAAAAAAAUAUUUUGUGGUGUGCGUGUGUGUGUGGAUUCAAGUGAAAGUUUUCGCAAGUUGAAGAACCAGGUUCAAGGAAAACCAGCAUUAAAUUUGCAAUGCGAAAAAUACCAUUAAACUGGCACUGGAUUAAAACAUUCAUUUUUCAAUAAUGACAAACGACCAAUCCGAAAUGCCUGAAAACAAUGGGACAACAGCCACAAAUGGCAAUGUAGAGACUGAAAUCGACUUGACUGAAACCGAUGCUUGCCUGGACCUGAAACAACCCAAAAAAACCAAACUGCCAUUCUUAGAAAAAUACAUUUCAAAUUUACAAGAGAAAACGCAUUUAACUAGAAACUGGGUGCUUAUAUUGUGCAGCCUUGUUGUUGCAACUGCGAUAUUUUUAUUAGUGAUUAUUGGAAUGACGAUUGGUUGGCCCAAAUUACCGCAUACGUAUAGAUAUCCUUUGUGUAAAAGUCCAGAAUGCUUAAGAGCAGCAGCACAGAUACAAGAAAACUUAAACUAUUCAUCUACAUCGUGUACAAACUUAUGGGAAUCCGUGUGUUCGCAUUACAAUGGAAAAUCCGCGAGACCUUUAGACAGGCCAGUUUGGAAUCAAAAGGAAAUUUUAAUUCAGAAAGAAUCUGAAAGAUUACGAAAUGUAAUAUCGACUUUGGAGUUGCCCUUGCACACUGGCACAGUGGAAUGGAAGCUGAAGCAUUUUUACGAAGCUUGUGUGGACGUUGACAGUAUUGCUUCGGACGGUGCCAGGCCUUUGACCAAUAUUAUUUCAGAAUUGGGUGGCUGGUACAUUUUACGGGAUUGGAACGAUGAGGACUUCAAUGGGAUGCAAGUUCUCAAUACGCUCCAGGUGCGCUAUGGUGUGUCGGCUUUUUUCAAAAUCCACGUGGAACCGGAUCCUCUCGAACCCGACGCUAAUAGCAUCAGAAUCUCACCAUCCGGAUUAGGACUACCUGACAAGGAAUAUUAUUUUCGAGAUACUGAGGAUCCUAUUUUGACUGCAUACACGGACUAUAUUAAAGACGUUGUGAUAUCGUUGAGUAGCACCAAAAAUAACGCUGUCAAAUUUGGCAAAGACAUUUUUAACUAUGAGAAACGACUGGCGGAAAUUACGCCUGAUUUAGUUAGUCUUCAGGAUCCUAUAACGACUUAUAACGCUGUUUCUAUGGCUGAACUUAAACAUACUACUAGCACUAUUCCAUUUUAUGACAUUCUACAAGCAAUGUACCCUGAAGUGAGCAUUUCCGACAACACUCAAGUCUUAGUUACUUCUCAAGAAUACCUGACUCAAUUAUCACAAAUAAUAUCGUCGACGGAUAGACGUACAAUGAACGGGUACCUAAUAUGGUCGUUGGUAAGACAGUAUAUACCGUUUCUAUCGGAAAAUUAUAAUGCGGCAGUCAAUUCAUUUAACAACGAAUUAUUCGGCCUGUCAAAGACGAUGGAAAGAUGGGAUAUUUGCACGGGACUAGUGCGAAAAUAUAUGGCAGUGGCUGCUGAAUAUCAAUUGGAAAAACUGUAUCCUGUUUCGGAUGAUACCAAAAAAAUAUUGAAUAAUACUUUUGAAAAUAUUCUUAAGGUUGUUAAGAAGAAAGUUGGCAAGUUUGAUAAUACCGCUAUGUUGAAAGAACAUUUAAAAGCCAAACUCAACGCAGUUUCUAUUCAAAUUGGUCUUCCUCAAUCAACCAAAGAUGUCAUGUUUCUAAAAAAUUACUACAAAUCUUUGAAAAUUAUAAAAUUGAAUUUAUUCGAAAGUGUAAAAAGUGCAAUGGGUUUUCAAAAGAAAAUAGAAGAAAGGAUGUUAUUGAACACUUUACCUGAAGCUGUUUAUUUAAAAGAAACUCUAAAAAAUGUUCCUAGUGUAAGGUAUAUACCUUCAAAAAAUAUCAUUGUGGUGCCAAGGAGUUUAACUAUGGAGCCAAUUUUUGAAAACGGAUAUCCUGAUCCAAUUCGCUAUGGUCGUCUAGGUGUGGAAAUAGCCUCAGCUAUUUUAUCAUCGAUUUUGCCUUUUGGCAGCUUAUGGACUGCAGACAAAAAGAUUUUGUCGCCAUUCCACAUGACUGUUAAUGAAUCUCUUAAAACUACACAGCCUGGAGUUGAUUGUCUCUAUAAUUACAUUUUAAAAAGUAUAGCAAACAUACCAGCUUCGAGAGCCAGGGCUACUGCUUUGAAUGCUCUCAAGGAGAUUUCAGCAGUAAAGAUUGCCCAUGAAGCACUCACAGAAUUAUCCAUCAAUGGAAAUCAUAUUCAUUAUGCAGGCGUGGAACAGUACGAACAAUCUGGAUUGUACUUUUUAAGUUUUGCUCAGACUCAGUGUAUGGAAUCUACACAAGAAUAUGACAUAUACAAUAAUUUAUUGCAGUUUAGGCUUUCUUCAAAAUCAAUGUUGGGUUUGAUUUGGACCCAGCUGGCAGAUUUUCCAAAGGCCUUUGACUGUGACUCGAGAGACCAAUUCAUUUGCAAUCAAAUUUUUUAAAGGUUGCUCUUUUUUAUAUAAAUAUAUUUUUUUUUUGUUGAAAUUGAUUUUUUGGUUUGACGGGUGCACUAAAUUAUUUAUUUAUUUUUCGCCAGAAGAAACAAGGUUUGUGACACAUUAUUCAGUAUUAAACGUCUUAUUUUUGCUUUACUAGUGGUAUUCGUUAAUUAUUAUCGAUAGGUACACAAAUAUUUUUUUUUAGAAAUGUCUAUGUUUAUAAUAAACGCUAUUUUUCUAUUUA
Messenger RNA from Ceutorhynchus assimilis (cabbage seed weevil), 2874 nucleotides. The record is from the annotation of a GenBank genome assembly. Lineage: Eukaryota; Metazoa; Arthropoda; Insecta; Coleoptera; Curculionidae.